Molecule: messenger RNA, 1446 nt
Organism: Lasiodiplodia theobromae
Lineage: Eukaryota; Fungi; Ascomycota; Dothideomycetes; Botryosphaeriales; Botryosphaeriaceae
Product: Vacuolar ATP synthase subunit h
Exons: 3
Coding region: 1-1446 (481 amino acids)
Biological process (GO): proton transmembrane transport
Cellular component (GO): fungal-type vacuole membrane; vacuolar proton-transporting V-type ATPase, V1 domain
Molecular function (GO): proton-transporting ATPase activity, rotational mechanism
Source: RefSeq, a predicted model, not a curated record
AUGUCGCUCGAUCCGCCAACCUACAUCCUCUCGCUGCAGAACAACAUCCGCACUCGUCCCAUCUCGUGGGAGGGCGCCGUGCGCGCCAAGACCAUCACCGACCAGGACCUGAAGAAGAUCAAGUCGAUUGACAAGGUCCGGAAAGAGCAGCGCAAGCAGGCCAUCGAACAAGACUCUCAGAGCUUUGUUUCCUUGCUGCUCGGUGCCGGCGAUGCCCAGGACAUCUUCCAGGCCGCGCAGAAGGGCAAGCGUCAGGACAUCAUCCAGUACAUGCUGGUGCUCGCCGGCGACCUUGUAGAGGACAUCCCGUCCUUCCUCACCGCCUUGACGCAGCACCCUCAGCCCUUCGCACCUUUCCUGCCGCUACUGAAGCAGUCCACCAACCCCGAAGACCCUAUCCCGCUCCUCGCAUCGGCAGUCCUCACCGCUUUGAUAUCCGAGUCCCUGGUCUCGAAUCCCAAGCAGUCUGCACAGGUCGAGGAAGCUCUGCCGCAGCUUUACACCUACCUUGCAACCUUGGCCAAGAGCUCCGAUGCCGGUCUCCAAGAUAUUGCGGUGCAGGAGUACUCGGCGCUGCUGAGAACCUCCAAGGCGAGAUCGCUGUUCUGGAAGCAAAGGAAGGAGACACUGAACCCGCUGGUUGAGAUCCUCAAAACGGCAGCAGGCAACGUGAAGGACACUGACUCCACUUUGUAUGGGAGCACAAGUGCCAGCAUCCGCAGCAACGUAGACGUUGGUCUGGCUGGAGGCGUCGGUCUGCAGCUCCUGUACCACGUUCUUCUUGUGAUAUGGCAGCUGAGCUUUGAAGCCAAGCUUGUGGCUGAUGGCCUAGACGAGGAGCACGACCUUGUCACUCUGUACGCUCAGCUCCUGCGUGCAUCGCCCAAGGAGAAGACUACCCGCCUCCUUCUUUCCACGCUCCGCAACCUCUUCAGCGCCCGCCCCGACUCGCUGCUACCCGCAGCGACGCUGGCCAAGCUCCCCCAGCACCUCCAGACGCUGCAGUCGCGGCACCUGACGGAUGAAGAUCUGCUGGAGGACCUGAACGCGCUCAAGGACAUGCUCGAGGAGUACACCAAGACGCAGACGACGUUCGACCAGUACGCGGCCGAGGUGCACGCGGGCCACCUGCGGUGGUCGCCGCCGCACCGCAACCCGACGUUCUGGCGCGAGAACGCGCGGCGCAUCGUCGAGGAGGGCAACGCCGACCUGCCGCGCAAGCUGGCCGAGAUCCUGGCCAAGCCGUGGGACCAGGACAAGCAGGUCCUCGCCAUCGGCUGCAACGACGUGGCCUGCCUGAUCCGCGAGGUGCCCGAGAAGCGCCCCACGCUCGAGAAGAUCGGCCUCAAGGCCCGCGUCAUGGAGCUCAUGGCCGACAAGGAUGAGACGGUCAGGUGGGAGAGUCUGAGGGCCGUCGGCGAGUGGUUGAGGUACAGCUUUGACUAA